Molecule: messenger RNA, 2327 nt
Organism: Acyrthosiphon pisum (pea aphid)
Lineage: Eukaryota; Metazoa; Arthropoda; Insecta; Hemiptera; Aphididae
Product: cell division cycle-associated protein 7
Exons: 6
Coding region: 518-1714 (398 amino acids)
Biological process (GO): regulation of DNA-templated transcription
Cellular component (GO): nucleus
Source: RefSeq, a predicted model, not a curated record
AUGAAGGGGGAAGUGGUAUAGCGGUGCCGCCGUCGGCCGCCCGGUCUUUAUCUCGCGCAAUUGGCGCCAAAAAAACAUAACCGCCGAAUAGCCGUCAUCAGUCGCCUCCGACAGCCACUUAACCUAGUCCGCUAGACGUAACGCUAAUACGCAUUUGCGUUUUAUCGUCUAACACCAGUCUGGAUGGUUAGACGUCGCCCGUCGGUGAAAACUCUUUAGUGUUUUUUUCAGUUUUUGAUUUUUCGUCGGUGUCGUUGAGUUUUAUCGUUACACAGUGUUCUCACACCCACCGUCUUCACAUUUUCUUUUUGUGCCCAACGCAAUAGAUUAUCUCGAUCGGCCAGACCAAAGCACAUGGUUUUGAUCGAAAGCUCGUCGAGACUGACUUACCAUAACUUUAUAAUAUAAGAGUGUCGGAUACGUUAAGUUAUCCAUACGGUACCGGUUCGCCAAUCACUAUCAUCAACGGGAUCAGCAGCGAAUUAUAUUGUUAAAUAUAAUUGUAUCGACGUUCAACAUGUUUUUCCCAGCAGUAAAGAGGUCUGAAAAGGAAAUUGAAAAGUUGAGUGAAUACGAACGCCAGAGACUUAAGAACAUAGCAGAGAUAGAACUUCAGUUAGCCGACCCAUUGGACAUCAUACAACAGUCAGCUAAUCAGUUGAAAAAGUCUAACAUUAGUGCAAAACAACGUGCUAAAAGCAAAAAGAGCAAACUCAAUUCUGAAACUGGUGAAAAAACAUCUAAUCGUGUCAAUUUUGUCAGACGUUCAUCGCGUAUUAUUCAAGAAAAAAGGCAAUCAACAAAUUAUAAUGAACAAAGUGAUGAUGAAAACGACAAGAAUGACACAAAAAAACUCAAAAAUGGAUCAUUAAAAAUAAAAUUUCGUUGGUUUAAAUCAAGCGAAUAUAAAAAAUCGGACGAGAUGUACUAUAAUUCACUUGAUGAUAGCGAUUUUAUUCAUGACGGUGAUGAAGAAUAUGAAUCUGACUAUGAGUCAUCUGCACCUGGAUCAAAAAGAAAACGUAAAGUAUAUACACCUCGGUUGGCUGUUUCUCAAGUAACACAAGAAAUGAUAGAAAAUAUUUCAUACUCUUCAUCAGGAAAAGUAUAUAGUCAAUCUGGUACAACUUGUCACCAAUGCAGGCAAAAAACUGCAGACCAAAAAUCUUAUUGUCGAUACAAGGGAUGUAGUGGUGUGAGGGGAAAUUUUUGUGGAUUUUGUUUGGGAAGAAGAUAUGGCGAAAAUGUUGCAAGUGUUUUAGUUAAUCCGAAAUGGGCCUGUCCACCUUGUCGUGGAUAUUGUAACUGUAGCAUUUGUAGACGCAGAAAAGGAAUGGCUCCAACUGGCCAAUUGGCACAACAAGCUGUGGCAGGAGGAUAUGAGUCUGUUCGACAUAUGUUAAGCAGUAUUGAGGGUGAGGGUCCAGAUGUUGCGGACUUUGAAUUUGAUGAUGAAGAUAAUAAUCAGAAUGAAGCAGAAAAUAACCGGAAUGAAGCAGAUAAAAAUAAUGAUACUAAAGUUUGCUAUAGCAAUGAAGAAAACAAUCUUGAAAUUCAAGAUGAUAACGACAAUGUGUCAGAUGAAGUUAAAUGCAUUGACAGUAAUGAGCAAUGCAACUCAGACAAUCAUGAAGAUGAAUGUGUAACUGAGAUUAAAGAAACACAUGAAAUGAUUAUUGACAAACUUUAUAAGCAACUAUUAUCAGAAGAUUAAACAGCUAAGACAUUAAAACAUUAAAAACAGAGGAUAAUGAAAAAAAAAAUACGAAAUAAUAAUUAUCAUAUUUAAUUAAAAAGUAUUUAUUUGCAGCAGUAUUAUUAAUUUAAUUUUUGUUUAUUUUCAACACUAUUUAUUAUUCUUUAAUUUUUUUGUAGUUAUCUUGUGAAUUGCUAUGUUUAGACUUAAUUAAUGUUAAUUGUCAAGUCAAUAUCCUUCUUUUAUGAUUAAUUAUUAAUGGUACAACAAAGAAAACUGGGUGUUCAAUUGAAUUAUUAUUUAUUUACGAAAAUAAACUGAUGAAACUAUUAUUUUUUAAGAAAUAGUAAAUUAAAAUUAUUAACUAAUAAGAUUUAUUUUUAUUUUUUUGGUGUGCUACAAUUAAUUGAUGAUAAUGUAAUUUUCAUACAAUGUACUAAACUAAUUAUUAUUUUACUAUUAAUUCCAAAUUUAUUUAAUGUGUUUAAUUUGUCUAUUGCCAUAUAUUCUAUUUUUAACUGUACAUUUUGACAACACUAUAAACAUUUGUUGAAUCGCAUCAUUUUACUGGCAAUAAAUCUUAAUAUUAAUUUAAAAUUACAUUAAAAUAUAAGAAAAAUUUUUUUUCUAA